This is a messenger RNA of Schistosoma mattheei, 1731 nucleotides long. The record is from the annotation of a GenBank genome assembly. NCBI's taxonomy places the organism in Eukaryota, Metazoa, Platyhelminthes, Trematoda, Strigeidida, Schistosomatidae.
AAGAAGCAGAAGAAGAAGAAGAACAUGUUGUAUCAAUCAAGAUCAAAUUCAUUACAUUCAAUUGUAGAAAUGAUUCUUUCAUUAUUAUUACUAAUGAUCUAUGGAAUUAUUAUCAUUUAUAGUAAACCAUUAGAUAUUGAAUCAGAUACACCAUUAACUAUAAGUUUUAAUCCAUCGUCUAAUCAAGUACAAUUAAAUCAACCAUUAAUAAUACGUUGUGAAGUUCAUUCAUUCAAUAAUAAACAAUUAGAAGUCAAUAACAAUAAUAAUAAUAACAUACUUAAUGGUUAUAGUAUGUUCUUUCAAUGUCCUAUAGCCCUAUGGGGUAAAUUUUGUUUUCAUAAUUGUCAAUCAGCAUGUGUUGGUGAAAUACCUAAUCAAUGUCCAUAUGAUAAUGAAUUAAGUCUUAUUAAAUGUCGUACUGCUAUGACUGAACAAGGUUAUUUAUUUUAUGAAUAUACAAUACCAAAUCUAACUGAAACAUGGUUAGGAUUAAACCAUAAUAAUAAUAAUAAUAAUAACACUUCAAUGGAUAAGGAUAAUCAUCGUAAUAAAAUAGAAGGUUUCUCAUGUAAAACAGCUGGAUUAGAAACACCAAAAAUUCCUUUAACUAUAGUUAAACCCAAUGAUAUUCAAUCGAAUAUAAUGGAUCUAUCAAAGACUAAAACAUCAUCAUCAUCAUCUAAUUCUCAUUCAAUGAUAUCUCAUUUGAAUAAAACUAUAUCUAAUGAAUAUAAUACACAGAAAGAUGAAUCUAAUCCAUUGAAUAAUGGAAUGAAUCAAUCGAUUAAACGAAUCAAUUCUGAACUUAAAGGGAUUUCUGGUUAGGUUAGUUUGUAUAAAAGCAAGCUCACAGAAAACAGUUUGAAAUUGAUGAAUUGAAAUUGUUACACCUGGAAAUGACACCGGCAUAACUUUACACAAAGAAGGAGAGGAAUACUGUCGGUAGGUACAAGCGGACAAUCAUGUUUCACUUCUGCACUUCAUUUGAGAACACAAUGUGUUUGGCAACUAGAAAAUCUGGUUGAACUGAUUUGGAAGAUAGUACUGAACCAUAGGAACGUAUUAUUUUCGAUAAACCUUCUUUGUUUGGCCUAAACAUGCACAUGAUUCUUACGCGCUCCUAAACCUGUUUGGAUCGUUCAGACUGUAACUUGACGAUUCAGUCAGCAUGAUGUGGUUGAAUAUUACAUAUAAUCAUCAUGUCCACCUGAAUUCUACUAGUCUAAUAUACGAUUUCGCAUAAGAAAUAUUUUUUGAAAGAUAGUCACAAUAGUGUAGAUUAUAUGUGAGUGUUUUUGCAAAUAUCUGUCUGUCAAGCUCAGUUAUUUGAAACCUUCUAUCACAUAUUAGGUUGAUGAAAAUGUUUUUAUGGAAUCCACAUUGAUGAUUUGAAAAACAAAGUCCCUCUUCCUUCGUCUUUCCAUCGAAUCAAACAAAUUGAAAAUCAGUUUUCGGCCUGAGAACAGCUGACCUCCAUGCACUGAUUUCGAAAUAGUCAGUGUCAGUGAGCUCACGAAUUGAUUGUGCACUUUACACAUGCGGAAACGGUGUACAAGAUAUAGAUGGAUGAUAAAACUGAUAUCACUUACACGUUUUGUUAUUCACGUAUCUUUUGUUUGAUAACUUCAAAUGCUGUCUCUCUAAGUUAUUUCACAGUAAGAUGUUCAAAACACGAUUCCAUUGAAAAAUGCCGAAAUGCGACAACAUCAAGUGUGAAAUGUAUCUGGU